This is a messenger RNA of Polyodon spathula (Mississippi paddlefish), 5166 nucleotides long. Its product is annotated as protein FAM171B-like. Lineage: Eukaryota; Metazoa; Chordata; Actinopteri; Acipenseriformes; Polyodontidae. Bases 44 to 2563 code for a protein of 839 amino acids. The transcript is spliced from 8 exons. The record is from RefSeq and is a predicted model, not a curated record.
UGUUUGAAUCAGCCACACUGCCUCCCGUUACCAUGGCGCAUCCAUGAGGAAGGAAAGGGGGGACUCGAUUAUUCCAGCUCCAUUUUACCUUUGCAGUUAUGUCUCGGUCUGUCGGCUUUUUUUCGCCAUGUCAGAGCUCUCUGCUUUCCUUUUCUUGUCAAUGCUGUUGAUUUUCAACGAGCAUGGGCUGGUGAUGAGGGUGGAGAGUGGUAGGGCCGCUGCCAGCCCUGGUAAUAACACGAGAAACAACAAUAUCGACACCUUCACCGCUCAGGAGCAGCCGAACAACGACCAGCAACGCCAUCGCCAGAGUCAAGUGCAGAUGGCAUCAGUAUCAACACCAGGAUCUCUCUUUACGUUAAAAGUUCAAGUCAAUGAUCUUGUGAGCCGCCAGUACCUUAGGCAAGCUGCUGUUGAAGUGUUUGUGAACUACACUAGGACCAAUUCCGCAUAUACAGAGGAAAAUGGGGCGGUGUUAUUGAAAGUACCAUACAAAUUGGGAUUAACUUUAACAAUUGUGGCACGUGUGGAUGGCUAUGUGUUAACACCAUUACCCUGGAAAACAGCAAAGAUGCCAAUAUUUUCCUCUGUGACCCUUUCGCUGUUUCCACAAAACCAAGGCAAUAUCUGGCUGUUUGAAGAUUCAGUUCUGAUAACUGGAAAAAUAUCAGAUGCAAAGUUACAGCCCAGCAUUCAGUUUCCGAAGAAUUUACUAAAACUGCCAGACCGCUCCAAUGUCUCAAGCGUGAUUGCCUACCUAACACUGCCUCAGCUACCUACUGAAAAGGAUUUUCCUCUUUACACAAUGGGGAUUCUCAUCAACAGAUCAGGUUACAAGAGUAUCGAAAUUACCCCUGUGGCUGCAGUUAGUGUCCAUCUCUUCUCCAGUGGCAAAGAGGUCAAAGUCACCGGUCCAAUUCAGAUCAUGCUGCCUUUACCAGAGAAUACUAAAGUGAAACCUGCAGAUGCUGUGGCUGCGUGGGCAUUCGAUUCACAAACAGGUUCCUGGGUUAAUAGAGGACUGGGGAUGGUGAAGCAGGACGAGGAUCGUGUUGUUUGGUCAUAUGUAGCUCCUCACCUUGGUUAUUGGAUAGCUGCACCUUUACCUACAGGAGAAGGUAUUGUUGGACGUACAACAAUUUUGAUGGACUUUACCUCUUACCACACUCACCUUCUCAUGGCUAUUCUGGGAGGAACUGUUGUAAUUGUUUUUGGAUUUUUUACUGUGCUUUGUUGCUUUUGUAGGGAUAGAGUUUGUGAGCCACAGAAGAAUGAACGAGAUGUCAGUAAAAUGGAGGUUUUAAGGAAAGACCAGACCACUUCAACUAAUGGAAACCAGUCCAUUUCCUUUAAGGAAUCAGCCAGACAUAAUGAUAAAUCGUCCAACACGCCCAUGAUGUCUUCCAGGGAUGCUUCUCGUAGAGAUGAAUCUGCAUCUACAAGACAGAAAGGGAACUUUAACAUCUACGUUGAUGAUGUUGGGCUUCCAUCUGCAAAACACUAUAAUGAAAGUCAAGGCAACUCUGCCACUCAGCUUGAAAGCUGCAGAUCUCAACACCAGCCAACCUAUGUUAACAGCAGUGAGACUGUGAGGUCUAAAGAAAUGACAGAGCAGCAAAGAGUACAUCUUGAUCUGAAAGAAAACGUACAUGGAAUUAGCCAUUUUCCAGAAAGAUUAGUGCACAUUUAUAACCAACCAGUAGCCAUUCUGCAGGCUCCAGAUCUCUUUAGCACCCCUGAGCAGCUAUCAGGUUGCAAGUCUGCUACUUUACCAAGAAAGGGACAGCUGGUGUACAACCCACUGAUGGAACCCAUGAGCAAAGACAGCUACACACAAACACUACCCAAAAUGCCGCUGCUUUCACAUCUACAGCCAGAGACCUGCAGGCAACAGGAGGUCCCUAAGGAUCCACAGAGUUUAGCCUCCAACCCAGAGACCUGGGCCAGAUAUAGCAGCAGCCUACUGGAGUCUGUGUCUGUUCCGGGGACAUUGAAUGAAGCCGUGAGCAUGAGUCCAUUCUGCAGUGAACUUCAAGGCAUUUCAGAGCAAACUUUGCUGGAGCUGACCAAAGGCAAACCCUCCCCACACCCAAGAGCAUGGUUUGUUUCACUGGAAGGAAAACCCAUUGCCCAAGUGCGGCAUUCAUUCAUUGAUCUUCAGAAAAAGAAGAAACCUACUAAUAGCAAUGACACCAGCCUGGACUCUGGGGUGGACAUGAACGAACAUCAUCCCAGCAGAAAACUGGAAAGGGAGAAGACCUUUAUUAAGGGUAUGCCUCACAGCAAAAUCCUCUACACAGAGGACUUUGAUUUGAGCAGCAGUGAGAGUGGCACAACUGCAGCCUGCACCCCUGAAGAUCCAUUAUUAAGACACAUACUGGACAGUGGGAGUGGACAGAUUGGGGAGGGACAGCCAGAGGGAGAACAGGUAGAGGCAACAAGUGUCCAAGAAGAGAGCAAGACGCAGUCAACAAAAAGACUGAGAAGGAACAAAGGGAAAUCGGACAGCAAAUCAAGUGGAUUGACAAAAAGGGAGGAAAGGCCUCCUAUGUCUUUAAACUAGACAUUUUCUAAACAGGUCAGGUCAGGGUGAUGGUAAAAACAUAAGUAUCCCAGUAUUUGGUAAUGAACAUUGUCUAUUUCAGUUGUUUCUGAAUGUGCGCUUUUACUUUUAACACAAGCAUAUUUUAGUGUUGUCACCUGACUCCAUCAACAAGAGGAUUUAUACUUUUAAUGUUUAAAAAUAUACAGUAAUUCUUCUAGGUCUCCUUUGGAAACAUGAAAACCUUUUGAACAAAGCAGCAUUGAAAAGGGAAACAUCUGUAUAGGUUCCAGCCUGUCUCUGUAAAUGGUUCAUUUGAUUGGCUUCUGCCAGUUCUUGAAACAGUACAGCUGUAUCUGUAUGCUGGGGCACUCUUCACUUCAUGGUAUGUCCCAAUGGUUACAGGAAGAUGGUAAUGUUUAAUGGCCCUUGGUGUAAAUUUGCUCUGUCAAAUAACUCAAAUACUUGUAAUGAGCAGGAUGCAUUUACAACAAGCCUACUGAAGAACUUGGAUGUAAAUAUUGAAUCUGGUGGAAACGAACCUGCUUUGUUUUCAUUAAAUUAUAUAUAUGCACAGUUUUAUUUAGAGAAAUGUACAGGAGUUAGUGGUACUUUUUGUUCUGUGGUACCUCUUUUAUUAUUGCUUCCGAGCUAUAGUAUUUAAAACACAUUAAAAAGGCUUGUGUCAGUUUAAUAUGUAGGCUAACACUUCUAUUUACCUUGCUUUUGGCAAUCAGUACAUAUGUAAUACAGUUUGGAAAAUAUAUUUAAGAAAAAUAACUUCUAUUUUAUUAUAAAUUAUUGAUCCCUACAGUAAAUAAAUAUUUGACCCCUACACGUUUAUAGAAUGGCCAAAAGCUGAAGACUACAAUACAAACUUCCACUUAAAACAAGCAAUCUUUGUAAAUGUGUGUGGUAUAUUUCUAUCUUUUGGUCUGUAACUAAAAUAAAAUGAAUCGGCAUAUAAAUACAAUAGACUACAGAUGUUGCUAAUGGUGCAUAUUAGAAUGACUGAAAGAUCCAAGUUCACACUAACCAUAACAAAUGGUUUUGGUCAUAAAAAUUAUAAACCAGUAAGAAUUGGCACCUAAUUUUGCAGUUGUAUGGUCAUAUACUGUAUAUAUCCUUUAUUUAAAAGCAAAAUAUCUGUACCUGAUUGUUGCAUAGGCUAGCUUUUGUGCUUCCAGGUUUGUACAUGUCAAACUAGUAUUGACCAAGUACUAUUUUAUGUUUUGCCACCUUUGCUAUUUUAAACAAUAUUUUAUGGGACACUGGUAAUUAUUUACCAAUAAAAUAUCACUGAAACAGUAGAACACCCAACCUGUUCUGUAUGUCUUAGUAGUCCUGUCAAUUUUUGUGAAUGCACAUUUGCUUUCGAAACUUCUGCAUGUAUUAAACUGGCUUUAGAUUAGAUCAGACUUUUUUUCUUGCAAAAGUUUAUUUUAUUUUUUUCUUUUGCAGCUUAUUUAUUUUGUUUUGUGUCCUGUUGGGUCUAAUUUAAUGAUCUGAACAGUAGUGUGAUUUCUUGACCUCCUCAUUAGCAUUACCACACUAAUAAUAUGUAAAAUUAAGGAAAAUGCAGAAGUCAGAAAAUCAGAAGUUUCACUACCAUCCAUGGUGCGUUAGGUUUUGAUAUGUGUGUCUGUUAAAAGGUUAAUUCAUACUAGGUACUGUAUAAUGUAUUUGUCACUGAGGACAUGAUCUCUUCACUGCAAUCAUUUCAAGUGUGUUCCCUUUGUUAAUUACACAUUUUAUUCCAAAAAUCGUCCUACUUCUUUUAAGCAACACAUUUUGUGUGAUGUAGUUUUUACUUCAUUUACACUUACUGUAGACAUCCCUGUUUCAUUUUUGGGGUAAAUCUUGUAAAGAAAAUUCAUCUUUUUAUAUAAAUGUUUUAUUGCAAUUGGAAACGUUCGAAAUUCAAGUAGUGAUUUUUUUUUUUUUUUUUGUUCCUGUAACUAAUUUUGAAGAUGGAUUAAGCAAGGUGUCUUAUCUAUUACUGUUUCCCUAAUUUGUGUAUAUUUAAACAUUAUUUUGAAUGAAUACACAGGUAUAAUUGUUAAAAGCACAAGCCUUUGCAGAAUUUGUUCAGCUAUAGACAGGUGUGGCAGUAACCCCUGAUGAGAUACAGUUUAAAUAGCAAAGGAAAAUACACAAAUGACCAUUUGUCAAUGCCAUAGGUUUUAAUGUCCGCUGUACUGCGAAAUGAAAUUUUCCUGCACAAACCUACAGAAGCUGUAUAAUACAGGGUAAGCCCAAACUUGCCUUGCGCUUCUAGGAAUAGUCUGACAAGAAGUGACAUUUCUGGUUAGAUUUUCUUUUUUCUUAAUAUGUAUAUAAUAAAAAAGGUGAGUCAUUUGUGUAGUCAUCUAGAUAUGUAGAUUUUAUUUUAAAAUUUAAAUUUUAAAUUAAAUUUAAAGACCCCUUUCUAAGGGAUAUGGUAAUAUUUACAUUUGAAGGAAAACAAGGUUUCAAUGAUGCAUGGUUGCAUGUCUGUCAUAUACUUAUUCCAUUCAAGGUUUCAAUUAUAUGGAAUUUACUGUUUUUGUUCAGUGUUUUAUACAAAAAAAUAAAUGUUCUGCCUUUUGUGUACUGUUUUAAAGUUUAAUAUAAACAAAACCAGU